Molecule: messenger RNA, 1125 nt
Organism: Ipomoea triloba (trilobed morning glory)
Lineage: Eukaryota; Viridiplantae; Streptophyta; Magnoliopsida; Solanales; Convolvulaceae
Exons: 3
Coding region: 499-906 (135 amino acids)
Source: RefSeq, a predicted model, not a curated record
AGAAGCAUUGAUCAUCAAACUCCCAUUCGAAACAUAGCUUCUUUGUCAUCCUUUAGUUACACAAACACAGUGGAUGAGUCUACCAGUCAAGCUAUGGAAUUACUGACCAUAAAUCAGAUUUAUGACAAUGAUGAGUGAGGAGAAUUCUGGGUAGCUGCUAUGAUAUCUGGUAUUGUCAAUCCCAUGGAUUGGUGGUAUAGCUCAUGUCAGAAAAAUGGCUGCAACAAAAAACUUAAGCUUUCUGAAGGGGUUAACAAAUGCUUCAAGUGUAUGCAGAUCUGGGAUGAGGGGAUUCCCCGUUAUAAAAUACAUUUGCGUGUGGUUGACAUUAAGGGUAAUGCUUCCAUUUUGCUUUGGGAUAGGGAAUGCCAAGAAUUGAUAGGAGUUCCAGCAAAUGAACUUUAUGCAAGGAAUAAGGCAAGUAACUGACUGCUAAUAUUAACUGAGCUGCUAUUUAUUUAUUUGACAUACUAAACCCAAUCUUUUUUUUUCUUUGAAAUGGUUUUGCAGAAAAAUAUGCCAGUGAAGGAGGUAAUGGAUUUGGUAGGGAGAACAAUGUUAUUUAAAAUAAAAGCCGGGAAGGAUGAGUUAGCCAACCGUGGCAAGGCCUUUCCAGUCCUAAGAAUUAAUACUGACCCAGAGUUUUUGAAAAUUCACUGCAAUGACCUAUUGAAACUGAUGGUUAAGGAAGGCAGCUAUGACUUUCCUAUAAGUCUUGGAGAUGAUGAUUUUCUUGAGGAUUUUAUGAGUGAUGAAGGUGAAAGCCCAAUAGCACUGUUGACACCUGCUACUGUUGGAGAUGCAGUUGAUGGAACGACUAAGAGAUGUUUGCUAGAUGAAUUCUCAUCAACUCAAUCUUCCAAGAAAGUGAAAGAGACUAAAGUAAAAUUAGAGAAAAUUGAUUGACUGACUGCUAUGUGUGGCAUGACCCAGCUAUUGGACAACAUAAGUGUUAAAUUCAGUUCGAAUGGAUGUCUUUUGAUACUUUGCAGUACACAUAUUUUAGUUAUGUGUACUGAUUUGAACUCGGUUGUUGUUUUGUAAUCUGUUUUUUCGUAGACUAUCUAUUUUAUUUCAGUUCUCAUAUCUGUGCAUGUAAUUAUUAUUUGUGGUGUGUUUUCACAG